UUGCGCAGAAGAAGUGUUUCAUGAACGCGCUCGCAGUGAUGAUUGACAGCUGUCAGUGGCAAGACGCAGAGUUGAAGCAGCAGUGGCGGUACGUGAAAAAGAUCGAUGAUUUCACGCGUUCAGACGACGCACUAGAUGACGCGGCGGAGUAAUCGCGGAAGCGCUUGUCUGGUUUUCCUUUUAGAGAAAGCGCGUCUCUCGCGGAGCUCCAGGAGGAGGUGAAGCUGGAGAGAAAGUGGGAGUGAAGCGGGUAGAAGGCGCUCAGGUUCAGCAUCACUUCUCAAAGUUUCACGCAGCAGACUCUGUUUGUUUACCUUCCCGCGGGAACGUGUGUAUGAGCGCCGGGUCGGACUCACUCUCACACUGACCGUCGCUCCAGCGAUCCGCUGCCGUUAUACGGAUCGUUUUCUCCGGUUUAUAGGAUGCUAUCCAGCCAGACCGGAGCGGCUCUGACUGGAACCGGAUCAGCGGCAGGGAAGAGCGCAGGCCACGGCGCGGUGGUGAUCGGCGCCGGGGUUCGGACGGGACUCGUCCGCUCCGCUCCAGCGGGGAUGCUCGGGGGUAACGGAGCCGCCAGAGGAGGCGUCCGGCCGGUGAACGCGAGCGGACUGGGGCCGCUGCAAGCCGGAGGGAUGGUGGGAGGUUUGAGAUUCGAGCCGGAUAAACACGGACCCCCACACGUGUGCAGCGGCUCUGACGCGGACUCCGACUCGGGCGAUGAGGACGAGCACAUGGGGUCAGUUGGGGACGGCCGGAGGGGAAGCGGCGUCAAGCGGGAGAGAGCAGAGAUGGAGGCGGCGAUGGUCGCGCAGGAGGCCGGCUUGUCCUCGGGGGGGUUCGGGGUGCUCGCGAGUGGAGUGGCCGGAGCGAAACCAGGCAAGAAGACCCGGGGGAGAGUCAAGAUAAAGAUGGAGUUUAUAGACAACAAACUGCGGCGGUACACGACCUUCAGCAAGCGGAAGACGGGCAUCAUGAAGAAGGCGUACGAGCUCUCCACACUCACGGGAACUCAAGUCCUGCUGUUAGUGGCCAGCGAGACGGGUCACGUCUACACGUUCGCCACACGUAAGCUGCAGCCCAUGAUCACCAGCGAGACGGGUAAAGCGCUGAUCCAAACCUGCCUGAACUCUCCGGACUCUCCACCUCGAUCCGACCCGUCCACGGACCAGAGGAUGAGCGCCACGGGCUUCGAGGAGACCGACCUCACCUACCAGGUGUCUGAGUCUGAGAGUCUUGGAGAAACCAAGGACGCUCUGAAACCGGCCUUCACCGUGGCCAGUCUGCCGGGCAGCACCGGCGCACCGCCCACCGUCCCCACCACCUCCACCAGCAUGCAGGUCAGCAGCGGCCCGUCCUUCCCCAUCACCAACUAUCUGGCUCCCGUCUCGGCCAGCGGGAACGCCAACGGCACGGUGCUGAAGAGCGCAGGAGCCUCUGGAGGAGUCAUGCAGCUGCCCAGUGGAUUCACCUUCAUGUCAGGCUCUCCGUUUGCUCCCGGAACUCCCACGAUUCCUCUGAGUCAGCUGCAGCAGCAUUCGUCCAGCGCCACACAAGCGCAGCAGGGUCAGCAGGCCGUGUUCCGCCUGCCCGCCACCGUCUCACUCACUGGCGGUGCGAUGCCCCAGCAGCUCCAGACCAUCCAGGUCCAGUCCAGCAGCUCUGACAGCAGUCCAGAGAUGUCUCAGACCAGCACUGCAUCCACAGCCACAGUCAGUCUCCCAGCAACCAUCGUCACGACGUCAGUGCCCACCUCCAUGUCGGGUCACAUGAUGUAUCCCAGCCCACACACGGUCAUGUACGCGUCGGCCCCCACGCUGACAGACGGGGGUCUGGCUGUGCUAAACGCCUUCUCACAGGGUCCGUCUGCGAUGCAGGUGUCACACGCGCAGACUCAGGACACGGGUGAGGCAUUCUGGACCGGCUUAAACAUGUUUGGGGGACAAAUUUAUAAGCAGAUGGGAGGUGGCGUUCCUCAGGUGUUCCUCACGGCUCCUCCUGGAACGGUUCAGAUUCCCGUCUCAGCGGUGCAGCUUCACCCAGUACGGCAAGAUCAACAUUUCACAAAUGGUGAUUGGACAGCAGUCCAGCGGCAGCAGCAAUAGCCUGACGGAGCUUCAGGUCGUCAAUAUGGAUGCCUCACAGAACGCCAAAAACGAUUGACUUUACAAGGACACCAGAGACUGACGUCGCUAUUUAUUAACGCCUUUCUGAGAUUGACCUUUAUACAGUUUGUCACUGAUAUGUGUGUGAUUGUACAGGACGAUCAGUCCCUCCGCAGCACAAUGAAUGAGAUGAAGCCAGACGUGAGUGAGUCUGAGUUGAGUGAGUGAGUCAGUGAGUCUGAGUUAAGUUGAGUGAGUCAGUGAGUAGGAGUUGAGUCAGUGAGAGUGAGUCAGUGAGAGUAAGUGAGUCGGUGCGAGUCUGAGUCGGUGUCAGCGAGUCUGUGUGAGUGUGAGUGAGUCAGUGUGAACCCGAGUCGGUGUCAGCGAGUCGGUGUGAGCCCGGGUCAGUGUCAGCGAGUCUGAGUCGGUGUCAGCGAGUCAGUCUGAGAGUGUGAGUGUGAGUGUGAGUCUGAGUCGGUCUGAGUCUGAGUCGGUGUGAGUGAGUCCGAGUCUGAGUCGGUCCGAGUCUGAGUGAGUCUUGAGUCGGUGUGAGUGAGUCGGUGUGAGUGAGUCGGUGUGAGUGAGUCGGUGUGAGUGAGUCUUGAGUCAGACUCAGACUCACUCACACUGACUCAAGACUCAGACUCACUUACACCGACUCAGACUCACUCACACUGAGUCGGUGUGAGUGAGUCGGAGUCUUGAGUCGGUGUGAGUGAGUCUGAGUCUGAGUGGGUGUGAGUGAGUCUGAGUGCGUGUGCAUGUGCGUGUGUGUGUGUGUGUGUGUGUGUGUGUGAGUAAAUGUGUGUCUGUGUUAGUGUGUGAGUGUGUAAGUGAGAGAGAGUGUGUGUGUGUGUGUGUGUGUGUGUGUGUGUGUGAUUACAGGACUACCCAGCUAACAAAAAUAUGUUCUAAGAACAUUUUACUAAUGUUUCCAUUAAGUUAUGAAAACGUUAUUUCUGAAUGUUCUCUGAAUGUUCAAAACGUCCAGUUUUUUUUUUUUUUUUUUUUUAAAUCUAAAUGUUUUCCUUGGUUAUACGAACAUUAAGGGAACAUUCCAUUGUAUCAUUCUGCAAACAUUAUGGGAACGUUACUUUUGAAUAUUCUCUGAGCGCUCUGAAACAUUAAACUAGUAACAUUUAAAAAUCUUUACAUCCAACAUCUAACUAAAACAUUUCAGAAAAAAAAAACGUUCCAUGAACAAUGUAUAAAUAAUGAUUUUGUGCUAACGUUUUGAGAACAUUAUUAAAGACCAGAUCACUUUGAAUGAACGUUCUAUUAAAGUUACUGGAAGAAUGUUUGUUCGUAACUUUGAGAGAACCUUGCCAGAACGUUCUGAGAAUGUUUCCUGUUAGCUGGGUGUGUGUGAACUCUUCACGUCUGACAAACACUGGCUUCUGUGAGAGUAAGUGCUUUUGGAUGCGAGUCGUGUGUGAGGGAUGUUGGGUAAAACUUUAUCAACGCAUUUGGCCUUUGUGAAAACAAGAUGAGACAUUUGGAAUUGUACAUAGCCUGUUUUAUAAUAUUUGAGAUUUGUUUUGCCUGUUUGUGUGAUGGCAUGCAGUUGUUUUUUAUAGCUAUUUUGUAUACAUUGUAACUGUUUUGCUUAUGAAAUCAGAUAUUUGACUCACCAUGUAAAUUAAUGUAAUAUAAACAUAUUAUAUUGAUUAAUACACAGUGUUAUGAGAAAUACAAGAUGUAGGAUCAAACUCUUUUUCUCUCUUUUGUAACAUGAUUGUGCCAAAUAGCCUCUAGAAAUACAAAUUAAAAGAGAGAGAGAAAGAGGUUUGAAAAGACAGGAACUUUGCUGUUUUUCUCCAUCCCUUCUUUCUGAAUGCUUUAAACUCAUACUAAAGCCUGUGCUAACGAACACAGGGCUCUGAGAAACGCCUCAAACUGAGAUCAGUGUAAUGGUCAUGUGGCGUAAGUGCCGUCAAUCAAACUUAUUGUUGAUGUCAUAUAGAGUAUAUUGUGAAUCACCGUCUCUUCCGUUCCCGGCUAACGAAAAUAUGUUCUAAGAACGUUUUGCUAAUAUUUUUCCUUAGUUAUUUGAACGUUAAGGGAACAUUCCAUUAUGAAAGCAUUAAGGGAAUGUUACAUUUGAAUGUUCUCUGAAUGUUCUGAAACAAGUAGUAACAUUUAAAAAACGUCCAACUAAAACAUUUCAGAAAAAAUGUUCCAUGAAUAAUGUAUAAAUAACGCUUUGAGAACAUUAUUAAAGACCAGAAAACCUUAAAUGAAUGCACUGGAAGAACGUUUGUUCAUAACGUUGAAAGAACCUUGCCAGAACGUUCUGAGAACGUUCCCUGUUAGCUGGGCUGUUGUUGUGUUAUUAAGACUCUACUUGAUUUUCCAUACAAACUAGUAUCUGUUUCCUAUCAUGUCGGGAGCUCUUGAAAUCGUCCUGCUGUAGGAGGUUUGGUUCAGAUUCACGGGCCUUAAUAUGUUGCACUUCAGUGCAACUCUAAAGUGUUUUAAUCAUCUCGUACAUUGUGUUUCUGAAGUCUUGAUUCACAUCUUCAGUUCUUUUUUUUAGGAACAUCAUUAUUUUAGGACAGUUGAAUGAUGUGUAUUUUGUUUUUCUAUUUCUAAGUCGUUCUAUUUCUGUCUUUUUUCUCUAAUUUUAAAUUAAUGACACUUGGCCACAAAAUGCUGACAUCAUAGAGCUGAUCCUCACUGUAUGUGCUCAGAAAUACUCCUCAUUCGGUACAAUAUGUGAGAGAUUUCACUGAGCGAGUUUGUUUGAAAUAUUUUGAAGUUAGUUUUAGAUUGUUUGAGAGAUUGUGUGAGAGUAACACUGAUUCUUUUGUUGUAAGACUUGGAUUAUUGUGUGAUUUCAGUUUUUUUUUUUUUUUUUUCCUGACACAGCAAAUGUACAGACCUUUUUGUAAUAAAAAAUGGAUCUUGUCA
Messenger RNA from Ctenopharyngodon idella (grass carp), 5012 nucleotides. It is a transcript of the gene srfb, whose product is annotated as serum response factor b. The transcript has 8 exons. Lineage: Eukaryota; Metazoa; Chordata; Actinopteri; Cypriniformes; Xenocyprididae. Gene Ontology annotation, biological process: positive regulation of transcription by RNA polymerase II. The record is from RefSeq and is a predicted model, not a curated record. Gene Ontology annotation, molecular function: protein dimerization activity; DNA-binding transcription factor activity, RNA polymerase II-specific; serum response element binding. The coding region runs from base 423 to 2102 and encodes 559 amino acids.